Messenger RNA from Psammomys obesus (fat sand rat), 4042 nucleotides. RefSeq names its product transient receptor potential cation channel subfamily M member 4 (gene Trpm4). Lineage: Eukaryota; Metazoa; Chordata; Mammalia; Rodentia; Muridae. Gene Ontology annotation, biological process: calcium ion transmembrane transport. The transcript is spliced from 25 exons. Gene Ontology annotation, molecular function: calcium-activated cation channel activity; ligand-gated calcium channel activity. Gene Ontology annotation, cellular component: membrane. The coding region runs from base 89 to 3706 and encodes 1205 amino acids. The record is from RefSeq and is a predicted model, not a curated record.
GGGCAGCGAAGUUGCGGAUCCGGUUAGGUCGGGCGGGUCGGCGGCUGGAGGGAAUACGAGGAGCCCCAGGGGCUGCGGCGGCGGCAGCAUGGUGGGGCCGGAGAAGGAGCAGAGCUGGAUCCCUAAGAUCUUCAGGAAGAAGGUGUGCACGACGUUCAUAGCGGACCUCGGCGAUGAUGCGGGAGGGACCUUGUGCCAGUGUGGGCAGCCUCGGGAUGCCCACCCGUCCGUGGCCGUGGAGGAUGCCUUUGGGGCAGCCGUGGUUACGGAGUGGAGCAGUGAUGAGCACACUACCGAGAAGCCCACGGACGCCUACGGGGACCUGAACUUCAUAUACUCUGGCCGCAAACUCAGCAACUUCCUCCGGCUGUCUGACCGCACGGAUCCAGCCACUGUGUACAGCCUCGUCACUCGCUCUUGGGGCUUUCGUGCCCCAAAUUUGGUGGUGUCCGUGCUGGGGGGUUCGGGGGGCCCCGUGCUCCAGACCUGGCUGCAGGACUUUCUGCGUCGUGGGCUGGUGAGAGCGGCCCAGAGCACAGGGGCCUGGAUCGUUACAGGAGGACUGCACACAGGAAUAGGCCGACAUGUGGGUGUGGCCGUGAGGGACCACCAGACAGCCAGCACCGGGGGCAGCAAGGUGGUGGCCAUGGGUGUGGCCCCCUGGGGUGUGGUCCGGAACAGAGACAUGCUGAUCAACCCCAAGGGCUCAUUCCCUGCGAGGUACCGCUGGCGAGGUGACCCUGAGGAUGGAGUUGAGUUCCCCCUGGACUAUAACUACUCAGCUUUCUUCUUGGUGGAUGACGGCACAUACGGCCGCCUGGGUGGCGAGAACCGCUUCCGCCUUCGGUUUGAGUCCUACAUGGCCCAGCAGAAGACUGGAGUGGGAGGGACUGGAAUCGACAUCCCCGUGCUCCUUCUUCUCAUCGAUGGUGACGAGAAGAUGUUGAAGCGGAUAGAGGACGCCACGCAGGCUCAGCUGCCCUGCCUCUUGGUGGCUGGCUCUGGGGGUGCUGCAGAUUGUCUGGUGGAGACCUUGGAGGAUACUCUAGCCCCAGGGAGUGGAGGACUCAGGCGAGGCGAAGCCCAGGAUCGGAUUAGGCGUUACUUCCCUAAGGGGGACCCUGAGGUCCUGCAGGCCCAGGUAGAGAGGAUCAUGGCCCGAAAGGAGCUGCUGACGGUCUACUCAUCAGAAGACGGUUCGGAGGAGUUUGAGACCAUCGUUCUGAGGGCUCUUGUGAAAGCCUGCGGGAGCUCUGAGGCGUCCGCUUACCUGGAUGAGCUGCGUUUGGCUGUGGCUUGGAACCGCGUGGACAUUGCCCAAAGUGAACUUUUCCGUGGGGACAUCCAAUGGAGGUCCUUCCACCUGGAGGCCUCUCUCAUGGAUGCUCUGCUGAAUGACAGGCCUGAAUUCGUGCGCCUGCUCAUCUCCCACGGCCUUAGCCUGGGACACUUCCUGACCCUCCCGCGCCUGGCCCAGCUAUACAGUGCGGUGUCCCCUAACUCACUCAUCCGCAGUCUUCUGGACCAGGCAUCACAUGUCGGCAGCGGCAAAAACCCACCCGGAUCUGUGGAGCUCCGGCCUCCUAAAGUAGGGCAAGUUCUGAGGACGCUGCUGGGGGAAACGUGCGCACCGAGGUACCCUGCCAGGAGUGCCCGGGACUCCCAGCUGGGCCAGGACUGCAAAGAGAGGGCCUCUCUGCUUAUGGACUGCGCCACUCUGCCAUCCACAGACGCCAGCUUUGAGCAAGCCCCCUGGACUGACCUGCUUAUUUGGGCUCUGUUGUUGAACCGGGCCCAGAUGGCCAUUUACUUCUGGGAGAAGGGCUCUAACUCAGUGGCCUCUGCUCUUGGGGCCUGUCUCCUGCUUCGAGUGAUGGCUCGCCUAGAGUGGGAGGCUGAGGAGGCCUCCCGGCGGAAGGACCUGGCGGCCAAGUUUGAGAGCAUGAGUGUGGACCUUUUUAGUGAGUGUUACCACAACAGCGAGGACCGGGCAGCCCGCCUGCUUCUGCGCCGCUGUCCCCUCUGGGGAGAGGCUACCUGCCUCCAGCUUGCCCUGCAGGCCGAUGCCCGUGCGUUCUUUGCCCAGGAUGGGGUACAGUCUCUGCUGACACAGAAGUGGUGGGGGGAGAUGGACAGCACGACACCUAUCUGGGCGCUGCUGAUGGCCUUCUUCUGCCCUCCUCUCAUCUUCACCAGCCUCAUCGCCUUCAGGAAGUCAGAGGAGGAGCCCACGCAGAUGGAGUUGGACUUUGACCUGGACAGCAGCAUCAACGGCGCAGGCCCUGCCGGGUCCGUGGAGCCCUCAGCAAAGGCGGCCCUGGAGAGGCGGAGGCGGCCAGGACGUGCCCGCUGCUGUGGCGGCUGCUCCAAGCGCUGGCGGCACUUCUGGGGCGCCCCAGUGACGGCCUUCCUGGGCAACGUGGUCAGCUACCUGCUGUUCCUGCUGCUGUUCGCACACGUGCUGCUGGUGGAUUUCCAGCCUGCAGCGCCCGGUGCCUCCGAGCUGCUGCUGUACUUCUGGGCCUUCACGCUGCUCUGCGAGGAGCUGCGCCAGGGCCUGGGCGGCGGCUGGGGUAGCCUGGCCAGCGGCGGACCUGGGCCCGGCCGAGCGCCCCUGCGCCACCGUCUGCACCUCUACCUCGCAGAUGCCUGGAACCAGUGCGAUCUGCUGGCGCUCACCUGCUUCCUGCUGGGCGUUGGCUGCAGGCUGACCCCCGGGCUGUAUGACUUGGGACGCACGGUCCUCUGCCUCGACUUCAUGAUCUUCACGCUGCGGCUGCUGCACAUCUUCACGGUGAACAAGCAGCUGGGGCCCAAGAUUGUCAUCGUGAGCAAGAUGAUGAAGGACGUAUUCUUCUUCCUCUUCUUCCUCUGCGUGUGGCUUGUGGCUUACGGGGUGGCCACAGAGGGGAUCCUGAGGCCUCAGGACCGCGACCUACCGAGCAUCCUGCGCCGGGUCUUCUACCGCCCGUAUCUGCAGAUCUUUGGACAAAUUCCCCAGGGAGAAAUGGACGUGGCUCUCAUGAAUCCAGGCAACUGCUCUGUGGAGCGGGGCUCCUGGGCUUCCCCGGAGGGGCGCGUCUCGGGCUCCUGCGUGUCCCAGUACGCCAACUGGCUGGUGGUGUUACUCCUCGUCGUCUUCUUGCUGGUGGCCAACAUCCUGCUGCUCAAUCUGCUCAUCGCCAUGUUCAGCUACACCUUCAGCAAAGUGCAAGGCAACAGCGACCUCUACUGGAAAGCACAGCGCUACAGCCUCAUCCGGGAAUUCCACUCGCGGCCUGCGCUGGCCCCGCCCCUUAUCAUCAUCUCUCAUGCGCGCCUCCUCAUCAGGUGGCUGCGCAGACGUCAUAGGGCCAAUUUACCAGCCUCCCCACUCUACGAGCACUUCCGUGUCUAUCUCUCUAAGGAAGCAGAACGGAAGCUGCUGACUUGGGAGUCUGUGCACAAAGAGAACUUCCUAUUGGCUCAAGCUCGUGACAAACGAGACAGUGACUCGGAGCGCCUGAAACGCACGUCUCAGAAGGUGGACACCGCACUGAAGCAGCUGGGACAGAUGAGAGAGUACGAGCGGCGGCUGAGGGGGCUGGAGAGAGAGGUCCAACACUGUACUCGCGUCCUGAGUUGGGUGGCCGAGGCCCUUAGCCAAUCUGCCUUGCUGCCUCCAGGAUUGCCACCCCCUCCAACCUCACUUGGGUCCAAAGAGUGAGUGUUCCUGGUGGAUCUCUAAGUGUUUGCAUCCUUAGAGCUGGGCCCAGCCUGCCUCAACCUACCCACCCGGAGGCCUUAUCUUCACCAUGUGCCCCAUGCUCACGGGUUGCUGUCCCAACAAACUCAGAGUGUCACCGCAGGAACCCCAGCAGGCCUGGCUCCUCCCAGAGGCAGCCUCACCUUGGGUGGCUCAAGCUCUGAGCUGUCAAUGUUGGCCCCUUUUUGGGGCCAGCCACAAGCAGAGGAGGCCAGAGGGCCCUGGGUGCUGCAGGGGCCACAGGACCUAUCCACAGCUUCCCCACAGUGGGGAAAUAAAACCAUUUGAUGGAAUUCA